Molecule: messenger RNA, 1587 nt
Organism: Thyridium curvatum
Lineage: Eukaryota; Fungi; Ascomycota; Sordariomycetes; Thyridiales; Thyridiaceae
Exons: 3
Coding region: 1-1587 (528 amino acids)
Source: RefSeq, a predicted model, not a curated record
AUGGCUGCACCACCGUCCAGGCAAACGGCUGCCGCCAGAAGCCUCCACGGCGCCGAGCAGGUCGAUGGAAGCGCCGAUGCUCCAGCCACAAGGGAGCAGAGCUCUAGUAGCGAGGCUACGGAGAAUGCCCUCUGGGAUGAGGCAUAUGACAGAAUGAAAUCGACAAACUUGGUCCUGGUCGAGAAGUUCGAAAAGAAAGCUAUGGAGGCGUACCACAAACUGAGAGAGGGCCAGGUUUCGCCUCAAGAUGCGUCGCUUCAUGGACUGGCGGCGUUCCCUCAGGAUGCUGAGAAGAGACGCCGACUGAUGCAGGACAUGGCACAACUGCAGUUGCAACGCACUCAUGAUGAUCGGGCCCAGAAAGUGCGCAACGUUGUCAAAACUGCCGUCCAGCUUUUUGAAGUGCUGGAAAAACAGUUAUCGCCGUUAUUUGAGGCGACCCCACUAGCUGGGCUGGCCUUUGGUGGGUUGUGUCUGGUGCUCAGAACUCCCGCUAACAACUACGGUAUUCAGUUCGCCGCGUCCGGCAUUACUGUACACGAGAAGAUGAUGCAAGGCCUGAAGCAUAUCGCUGAAAACUCCCGAUGGUAUCUCGAAAAGAGCAAAUCCUCCGUGUUUCAAAGCAAAAGUGACUCGGCGAAAGUCACAAUGUCCCCCCUCCGCGAGAUACUUCUCAAUAUCUUCUCAACGAUGUUGGAAUAUCAAGUCACAUCGGUCAAUUGGAGUGGCCGUUCAUUCUUCAAUUAUUUCCGCACGAAUCCGUUCCCAGAUCUCUUGUCGAAGCUGAAGGAAGCAGAGAAUGAUUUCUAUCGGAAAGCGACCUUCGAUCAACAUGAGGUGGCACAGAAGAUGAAGGAGACGAGGCGCGUGAGGUCUUUCCUCAAAGCUCUCGGCGGCGAUACGCUCAAGAUGUUGCAUACCGAAGAUGAACAUGCCAGCGCAAGGACCAUUGCUGAGUGGCUUGUCAAUGAGCCGAGCUUUAAGAGCUGGGAAGAGAGCUGCACGGGCAUUCUAUCCGUCACCACUACCCAUCAGUGCAACCCUGCCCUAGCCAAGACCCUCGCCUCAACUUUGAAGCAACGCGAAGGAGAUAUUCUGGCUUAUUUCACAGUCACGCCCCGCGCGGGACAAUUCUCAAAGUUGUUGAAGAGCCUUAUCACUCAAAUAGUCGACCAAAAGACUCCCGAGGGUGAUGAUCUGGCCUCUAUUCUGCGCUACAAAGACUCCGGCCACGACGAAAACCUUCUCCUCGAAUGUUUCGAGCGUGCUCUGGCAACUCUGGGAUGCACUGUCCGUGUCGUCUUUUUCCUGGAUAUCUCGUGCACCGCAUCUUCUGAACUCCAAGAAGGCCUUAGGCAGUUGGUCGGCAAGAUGUUUCCGGUGGAUACAAACACUUCACAUCUGAUCCAGGUGCUCAUCACUUCCCACGCCGAUGUUGGCCUUAACCAGGUUCUGUCACCAAAACAUGGUGGCAAGACAACUUACCUCCUUGCUCCUCCACUUCUCCCCAUCUCACAGGCGCCAUUGUCGAUCGACACGACUUCUUCCACGGACGCAGCUGGACCUACAGACAUAGAUAUUGCAUGA